Malassezia globosa CBS 7966 is the source of this 1215-nucleotide messenger RNA. RefSeq lists its product as uncharacterized. The coding region runs from base 1 to 1215 and encodes 404 amino acids. The transcript has a single exon. Gene Ontology annotation, molecular function: protein binding. NCBI's taxonomy places the organism in Eukaryota, Fungi, Basidiomycota, Malasseziomycetes, Malasseziales, Malasseziaceae. The record is from RefSeq and is a predicted model, not a curated record.
AUGAAGGCAGGCGCCAUGUUUGCUGGACUGUCCGCUUUGGCUGUGGCACUAACAGUGUAUGGGGUCUGGGACUACUUUUCUGCAUUUCGCGUGUGGCCAAAAGAGCUCCGUGAGCCACUUCGCGCUGCAGUCAAGGCCCAGCACGCUGGCAAGUGGGAACGCAGCGCAAAAAACUUUCGCACCGCUCUAGACAUCGCACGCACGAUCGAUGCUAGCAGGCUCGGAGAGAAUGCGCUGCUGAAGACAACUGGCAUAUCCAUUGCACUCGCCUCCGUGUUGGAAGAGCAGAACAAGUGGCAGGAGGCUGCUUUGGUGUAUGUGGAUGCGCUGGACGAAGUGCUUCAACCGCAAGCACAAGGGCCAGAAUCGCGCAUGGAGCGGCAGCCAGUGGAACGGAUGCGCGGCGUCGCACUAGCGCAGAAGAUCGGCGAGCUUGCACAGCGGAAAGACGUGCUCGUGCCGGUGAUGCAAGAGGGGCCGACAACCGUAACGACAGAACCUAGUGAAAGCUAUUUGGCAUGGAGCGUCGAAGAGAUGAUGCGUCUUGUGCAAGUGUCCGCCACUCACGGACCCGUGCACUUAGACGACCUUCACCUCCCCUCUUGGGUCGGUCGACAAGAUCUAGGCGCGAGCGUCGAGGCUUUGGGCGCGUUCUAUGCAGGCCGCAACCUUGCCGAAUACGCUGUGCCGCUGUAUGUACAGGCGAUAUCGAUGCUGUUACCGAAACAGGCUGUAUCGCCGCCUACGGUAGCAGACCGGUGCCGAGCAGCGAUUCUCAUGAACAAUAUUAGCCAGGCCCUCACGCAAAGCAACACUGAUGUGGACACCGUCCAACGGGCUGUGGCAUGGGCGACGAAGGGCUUGGAUCUGGCAUCUCUUGCAUCGUACCGAGCUGGUUUCCUGCGAGAACUGCCGGCGGACGAAGUGGCAUGGCUGCUUCGAUUCAGUGGCCUCGAUCCAGACAAAGUGGGGCCUGUUGCCCAGACAAUCGAGACUGAGUCGGAUGCACGGCUCGAGCAGGUGAAACAGCAAUGCCUCGGUACACAAUUCGUGCUUCUCUACAACCUCGGCAUGUUCUACUCGAUGCAGAAGGAUCCACAAACGGCUCGCACUCUUUUCAAGCGAGCGAUGCGUCAGGCUGACAGGAUGAAGUUGCGUGAGGCCCGAGCACAAUGUGCGCGAGCAAUCGCCAGACUUGAUCGCGAUCAUGUCUAG